CUGACCCCCGAGAGGCUCCACUGGUCAGCUAGCAUGGGGGGCCGCCCCUGUUGCGUAGCCAGUUUCUCCUCACCUUCUGUUCCCCUGGGCUUCCUGGGGUUUGUGUGUCUGGCACUGAUGCUGGACUCCCUGUGCUGGCCACCCGCCUGGUAGGCAGCAGCCAAAUCCCUGAAGGUGAGUGCUGGUGCCUCAGUCGCUCACUCCACUGCAGCUGCAGGACCCAGCCCUUCCAUUCACAGUGCUGGCCUGGGGAAGUGGAGAUGCCACUGUGUGGUGGCAGAAUGGUGUGUGAGUUGUCCUGCACAUGUUAAGGCUCCUCACCUUGUGCUCCCCCAGCCAGAGCUGUUUGCUGGUCAGCCCCAACAACCACCCGGGCCUGUCAAGUUUGUUUCUUCUUUCUGCAGGUGCCAGGUCAUUGAGCUUUGACCAUUUGGGACACUCCUGAACCCAAGGAACUAUGACCUCAGAGCAGCACACACACUUGCCCCAUGCACGCAAAAUUUGCCAUGCUUCCCCAGCUGCAGAACACGAUUCAUCAGGUGGCACCGCCACUGCAUGGCUGAGAGUCAGUCUAUUGCUCCACGCGGCCCAGUACAGGACUGGGGUCAGGCCCCAGAAAGCUGGCCAGCAGGGAUGGCUGAGAAGUCUCUCAGGAGCACAGAUUGCUUUUUACUCCUGGAUGAAGUGUUUUGAAGGCAGGAAAGUCAGCCCCUGCAUUUCUUCUUUCAAUGUCAUCAAGAAGGGGCUUGUGGGCUCCAUGAAGGCCUUGCAGAAGCAGUACGUGUCCUGGGACGCGGUGGUGACAAGUGAGGAAACUGAUGCCAACACCGUGUACAGUGCCCUGGAGGCCAUAUUCAUCCAUUGUCUGCACACCAAGCACAUCCUCGCCAAGGAGGGAGACAAAAGGAAGAAGCGUGCCCAACGGAAGCACUCGCCGCAGCCUGCCUUUUGGACCCUCCUGAAAGCUGUCACCGACAAAAUUCUCGGUCAUAAUCCUCUAACAACUAUUGAAGAUUCAUAUCUUUUUCAAUUGCCAGCAUUAAAAUAUCUAGACAUGGGAGCAACACAAGUGUAACUUGGACCAGUCCAAAACAGCCUCAUGAUGACUCUUGAAUUGGAAAAACUAUGAGGAAGUGUCCAAUAGCAACACCGAAGGGGACUUCAUGAAGGUUUUACAGGCCCAAAAAAGGAAUACCAGCACUGAGCUAACCACUGAAUCAGAGAAGACCUCGUCAGAGAGAAACAGCAUGUCCCUUUUAGUGAAUGAGCAGCUAGACGUGAAUGAUGACAGUGAUACCAUUACUGGGCUAAAUUACGUAGUGCCUUUUCUCCUGGAUGGGAACAUAGGAGAUUUUGAAUCAACAUUGUUACCCUUCGUUAAGCUUCUUUUUCCAGAUAUGCAAGAUGGAGCAAAUCCUCUGGAACAUUUGAAGAACAGCACAAUUCCAAUGUCUCUACAGCUCGAAUCCAACAAUACAAUACACAGUAAGUCGAAAGUCUCCUUUUUCUGGAAAGCUUGAUAAAUGCAGGAACUCAAGCAGAA
This is a messenger RNA of Sorex araneus (European shrew), 1543 nucleotides long. RefSeq lists its product as uncharacterized. The record is from RefSeq and is a predicted model, not a curated record. The coding region runs from base 458 to 1075 and encodes 205 amino acids. The transcript has 6 exons. Lineage: Eukaryota; Metazoa; Chordata; Mammalia; Eulipotyphla; Soricidae.